GCCGCCUCUUAGAGACAGAACACGCGACCGAACUCCCGUGAAAACGCGCUCCGACACGCCAACUCUCCAAACUUUCCGCAAAGUUUCGCCGGCAUCGUAGAAUGUGAAAAUGUUGAUAUCAUUUGUACUGUGCACUUUUUUACUCGCCCAUUCUUGUGGACAUUUGUACAGCUUCGAGAAUAACAUAAGACAUGGUAGAUCACGGUUGUUGAGAGGUAGAAGACACGAUAUAGCCCUGUUUUUGAACACUGAAACUCCGAUGAAUUUCACCAUAGAGCCUCAGCAUGUUAGUAAAGUCGGGAAAAAAUCUGGAAAGAGGGUUACCGUGGGUUCCACCAUGGGGAACACAAGUUGGCAACACAUGGAUCGAAGCGUUUUGUACAGGGGCGAAAAAGCUUUGAACCAGAUAGACAACAACAACAACAACAAGAAAAAAGACAACGAACUUGAUGAAGAGGCUUUCAGCAGAUCUCCGUUCAUGGACGUUGAUGAAGAAACCGGUCUAACAUUAUCAACUGAAACCUCGACUCAGCCGAGAAGCGGCCAUGUGGAUAUAGUAACCCGAUUUCUUCGCAUAGUAGAAUCGCAACAUCUUCUAGGUGAAAACUGCACCGCUGGAACUGACCUCAACCUAGGAGAAGGAGUGGUGGAUAGAUACGCACAGGAACGUUUCCGGGUGGAAGCAGACGUUGCAGUCAAUCGAGCUAACAUGCUGACCAGACUUUGGAAAUACGCUGACCCUCAUGUGGUCAUGUCGGAAUACCUUUUGCACGCAUCAGUGUUUUCUAUGGUGGAAUUUGACAAUGACAUUUUCGCUGCCGGUAACUGCUAUGACCGUCAGCAGUACAAGGACUAUUGGUUGUUUUGCCCGUAUGCAUAUAGAUUACCUGAAGGCUCAAUCCUGGUAAAAGAUCUGGCUGUUGAAUAUAACUACCUGAGCAACACUUCCGAGUGGUUCUACAUAGCCAGAAAAAAUGCUGAGAAUGUCAUCAAGAACUUCAAUCAGUUCAGCAAAGGCUACAAUACGUAUACGUUCAAUGAGACGGUUCACUCAGAAAGGGUACCAGAUGAAAUUCUAUCGGUUCGAUACGAAGACGGUAAAUGGUCGAAGCCGUAUUACGACUGUGGAGGAGGAAAUAUAUGGAUGCUGACUUACACUGUACCGUUCUUUGGCUUCCUUAAUAACACAUACUUUUUCAAAGGCACUAGUGGGAUAGAUGUGGACUUACGCCGUGUUGACAUUGACCAAUGUCCUUUGCCAAAGGAUUCAACUCAGCUUAACAUUUUUGCAGCAUCUGACAAAUGUAAGAAGAGAACAACUGAGUGUGUACCGUUGUCUGGAUUGGGAUUUAGACGCGGUAGUUACAGAUGUGUAUGCAGACGUGGAUUUUAUUUUCCCGAGACAACGGCAGAGAGAAGGUAUUACAAUGGAACUGUUAUCGAAGAAGAGUAUGAAAAACUUAUGCUGGGCGAAAAUAACCAGUACGGGAAAGAGGGAAUAUUCGAAUGUCUGCCAUGUCCUGAAGGAUGCGAAUUCUGCGAGGACGAUCGUCCUUGCGUCGUAUCGCUCAACUGGGUCAUGAGGACGGUCAUCCUGGUCCUCUCUUGCGUUAUUAUUUGCUGUCUACCCAUAGUUGUCGUAUUCACGUGGAAAUACGGGAACGUUAAGGUUGUUCGUGCGGCCAGUCCUGUGUUGUUGCGUGUGAUUGCUUUAGGAGCAUUUUUUAUAUAUUGUACGACAAUAGUAAUGUAUCCUAGACCAAGUGUCUAUACUUGCACUGCUAGAGUUUGGCUGCGAGAAAUCGGUUUCUCCCUUACUUAUGGAGCGUUAAUGUUGAAGACUUGGAGGAUUUCAGUUAUAUUCAGGGUUCGCUCGGCCAAGGCGGUAAAAAUAACCGAUGUUAACUUGCUUAAACGUCUUGGUAUGAUUGUUGCCAUAUUUACGGUUUUCUUGGUGAUAAGAACGCUCGUGGCGCCCCCUGUGGUCAUUGUUGGCAGAACUGCCGAUGACCUGAAGGCCUAUUUGUGCAGGACCGACUGGUGGGAUCAUUCUUUCAGCACAUUGGAAGUGGUAUUUCUGGUUUGGGGCAUUAGAUUAUGCAUUGUAGUACGAAAAGCACCUUCUGAGUUCAACGAAAGCCGAUUUAUUUCCAUGGCGAUUUAUAAUGAAUUUUUGCUGUCGGUCUUUCUCAAUAUUUCAAUGCUCUUUUUGCAAAAACCUGCCAACCCAGAUCUUCUCUACAUUAUUUUCUUCUGCCACACUCAGUUGACCGUCACCCUUCUACUAUGCCUUAUAUUUGGCAGCAAGGCUUUCUUGGUGUUCAAAAACCACGACUCUAGCGAUGAGAGCUCCGGAAUGAUGUCCAAAACUCCAACAUCAAAGUUCAUCAAAGCUCGCUCCGGUAAUUCUCAAUAUACGAGCACCAACUCAUCCACUGGAGGUCUGGACUACUCCAAGUACACCGAGCAGGACGUGCAAGAGGAGUUUUUGCGUUUGUACACGCAAUUGGAGGUUCUCAAAGAGAAAAACAUGAGGACGGGGAACAGACACUUGGCCUCGAAAAUUACAGCAAUGCAGGAUGCCGCCAGGAGCCACGAUCAACCUCAGGAAAACAAGUUAAAGGUCGUUAACAACGCAUUGAAGACAGUUCCUGAGCUAACUGACACCGAUGUUAUCCUUGAGGAACCUCCGCAACCCAAGGUCAAACGUCAGAGCGUCUCUUUCGCUGCAGAACAAGUCAGCGAGCCGGGUAGCAGUAUUAACAAGGAAAAGGUUGUGGAAGAAAAUCCUAGUGGUAGCAAGGAGACCUUCAUAGAGUUGAAGAGUAAAGAGGAGAGUCCGGUGGCUGAUCGUAAUGGUAAAUAUUUAAAGUCUGGACAUGCUCGGACACAUGCUAUAGUCAUUAAUUUAGAUGAUAAGAGCAGGUUUACUGAGGAGGUUACUGUGUAAAGGUUCGUAAAACUGUACUUUUUGUAUUCCCUUGGUUCUUUCAACAUUAAACCAAUCCACAAACCAGAUUGGUUUACCAAUUACUAUCCCACAGGAACCGUUUUUUGGGCUAAACAGUAGUCUACGUCACUUUCCAGCCUAUAAACCAUCUCUAGCAAAGAUUCACAUACGUCUGAAAGAAGAGCAAAUAAACUUUUGGUAUAGUACAUUGUAAUUGUUCAUUUAUUGGGGAUUUAUCAAAGGGAAAAACAACUGUUGUUAAAAUGUCUGCAGCCAACCUGAUGUAGUACAAGGUUUAUAUUUAGGUUACGAGAGCCCAGUAACUAAGUAUGAACCUAUUUUUGAGGUUUUGAGGCUCAAUACUAUUAGAUUCGUUUGUUUCUAUUAAUUAAUAUCAAUAACUAGUGGUAAGUUAAUCUGUGAUAUUUUUGAAAAUUUAGAUAGAUCAGUUUAGUUAAUUAAUUAUUAUUAGGUUUAAAUUUUAUUCCGAAAUUACCUUCAAUGGUAAUUUUGC
Molecule: messenger RNA, 3464 nt
Organism: Brassicogethes aeneus
Lineage: Eukaryota; Metazoa; Arthropoda; Insecta; Coleoptera; Nitidulidae
Source: the annotation of a GenBank genome assembly